AUGAGGACGAGGCUGGAGGCAGACGACAGAAAGAAGAGGGAAUUGGGUGGUCGACGGCGAGACGCCUCUGAAGAUAAUACUGACGAGGUGAUCAACAGAACCGAGUAUGGCGGUUCGAUUCCUGUCGAUAACGUUCAAGCGCUUGCUUCCAAGGACCCGAAAGACGUUCCGGUUCGAUAUAUUCGACCAGAGAUUGAAUCGGAAGAGGUUUUAGCUGAUGAGUCGCUGCAGAUUCCGGUUAUCGACAUUAGCAAAAACUCGCCGCGUCUGGACAACCUGAUUCGGGGUUCUUCCAGACAUAUUAGCGCGAUUAUUAUGAGUUUUGUUAUUAAUCAAAGGUUUGAAAAAUGUGAACAGUUGGUGAAUCAUGGGAUAUCAGAAGCCAUAGAUGCAAUGAAGAAGGUUACAGAGGAAUUCUUCAAGCUGCCAUUAGAUGAGAAGAUGAAAUAUGCACAGCUUCCAAACACCAUUGAAGGUUAUGGUCAAGCUUUUGUUCUUUCUGAAGAACAAAAGCUUGAUUGGGGAGACAUGCUCUUCCUUAUACCCUUGCCAGUUCCUUUAAGGAACCUCAGAUUUUGGCCUCAAAAUCCCAAUUCCUUCAGGGAUACCUUCGACGAAUACUCGAACAAGUUAUAUGGCGUUUCAAAGAAACUAUUCGAGUUAAUAUCUAUAAACCUUGGAAUCGAACCUGAAACAAUUUGCAAAAUGAUUGACUUUGAGAAUUGCACACAAGGUAUCAGAAUGAACUACUAUCCAGUGUAUCCACCAUGUCCUGAAGCGCGAAAGGUUUUAGGAAAGACACCGCACUCAGAUGCAACCGGGCUGACCCUCUUGGUUCAAGUGAAUGAAGUUCAAGGGCUACAAAUGAAGAAGAACUCAAAAUGGGUGCCUAUUAAACCCAUUCCCGGAUCGAUUAUCGUCAACAUUGGUGAUGUCCUAGAGGUAAUCAAUUACCAAAAACAUGUAGUAUAAACGAUUUAAGUUUGUUGCUUCUGGAUGGGUUAGGUUGGGUUGACCCAAAAUACUUUUUAAAUAAAGCUAUUCUAGAGGUUUUUAUGCAAUAAAAAUACAAGGUAUUGUUUGAUUCAAAAUUAAGGUAUUGCUUGUUUUAAAAAAGGAAAAACUUUGAAACCCCCUUUAACUCAUAUGUUUUGUAUUUCUUGAAGAUUCAGAUGUUCAAACUUCUUACCAUUGCACAUGUUUUUUAAAUAUUACUUUACAUUUUAAGAUAAUAAAAGACCACUUUGCUCCUAGAUGUUGUUUACUGUCUAGAAUACAUGUUAAUAACAAGUUUUGUGUUGCAAAGCAAAUCUCAAUCUGACCUUGCAAAGGAUUCUAUAAAUCAGCAAGCAAGUUAGACUAUCUCCAUGCUAAGGGCCCCUUAGACGU
Messenger RNA from Helianthus annuus (common sunflower), 1389 nucleotides. Its product is annotated as S-norcoclaurine synthase 1. Bases 1 to 972 code for a protein of 323 amino acids. Lineage: Eukaryota; Viridiplantae; Streptophyta; Magnoliopsida; Asterales; Asteraceae. The transcript is spliced from 5 exons. The record is from RefSeq and is a predicted model, not a curated record.